AUGGCGGGGGUUGUUGUGGUUUGGGUGAUUUGGGGGGGGGGGGUGGGGGGGGGGGGGGGGGGGGGGGGGGGGGGGGGGUUUUGGGGGGAAGUGGGGGGGGGGGGGGGGGGGGGGGGGGGGGGGGGGGGGGGGGGGGGGGGGGGGGGGUUAUUUUUGUA
Molecule: messenger RNA, 158 nt
Organism: Dicrocoelium dendriticum
Lineage: Eukaryota; Metazoa; Platyhelminthes; Trematoda; Plagiorchiida; Dicrocoeliidae
Source: the annotation of a GenBank genome assembly